AUGAGUUCAGAACAACUGUUUCCUCUAUUAAAUCAAUCUGUCACCAGUGACUAUAGUGGGAAGGUUCCUGUGGAGCACCUCGACUACAGCUUCAUUGAAAAAUGCAAAGAUGUGAAAUACUUGGAGAAGAUCUUGAGAGUUCUGAGGUGGGGGGAGGAGGGCAUUUACCCUCACCUGAUCCAGUUCUGUGAGAGUCACCUGGAGAAACUGGACCCAAGGAGCCGAGCUCUGAGAAAGGAAGGCCCUGUUGCCACAGCAGCUAGCUUUUCUGAAGAGGAAUGGAGAGAAAUUACUGAUGAUUUGAAGAGGUGGCAAAAAGAAACCAAAGAGACUGAGACUUCACUCAGACAGCAGUCAAUCUUUGAUGAUAUAGUGAAUGAAAAUAUGCCUCCUGUGAGAGGAUCCAGUUGCUCUGUUCCACUGAGUCAGAAUUCAACUCCAAAGCAAAAGAAGAAUUCCUCAAAACAUCCUGUUCCAUGUGAUGACCGAGACUGGGACAAGUCUGAUGUUGAGAAGAAAUGUGACAGAAUUGAAGAAUCUAUGCCCCAAAAUGAGCUUCCCGCAAACAUUAACACUAUGCAUCACAAAAUCAAGACUACAGUAAAUGCAAGAUCACUGAUGCCCCAGGAGAAGCUCAUCCUGGCAACACGUGAAAAGGAGAAAGGCAACGAGGCUUUCAGAGCCAAAGACUAUGAAGAGGCAGUUGUGUACUACUCAAGGAGCCUUUCCAUUAUGCCGACUGUGGCUGCGUUCAACAACAGAGCUCAAACAUACAUCAAUCUCAAACAGUGGCACAGUGCCAUAGGAGACUGCCAGAGAGUCCUCGAGCUGGAACCAGGCAACUUGAAAGCUAUGCUUCGACGUGCAAAUGUACAUAAGCAGAUGGGCAACUUCCAGAUGGCUGCUGCAGACCUGAGGACCAUGCUUAGUGAAGAGCCACAGAAUGCUGCAGCCCGUAAACUUCAGACUGAAGUUGAAGAGAAGAUGAGGAAACAAGUCAUAAGGAACCAAAGCAAAGCCAAGAAAAUCUUCAUCCAAGAAAUAGAGGAAGAUGACAACAGCUGUGAUGUGAAAGAAAAAAUUGCUUGUCCGGUGGAACGCAGCCGUCCUGUGGGAGGGGAGGAGAGCGCAGCUGCUCCUGCCAAGAGGGGAGAUAUGGGUAACACUCAGAAAAAGCCCCACGGCAGAGGCAGCGGGGGUCCACACUGCGAGACCAGCAGCUCGGAGCACGGACAGUGGAGGAGCAAAGGAGACAAGUACAGAGUCCCACAGAACACGGCCAAUGGAGCAGGCAAGAAAAGCUCAGCUUCAGCGCAGAAUGAUCACCUCCACAGCAACAAUAAGGAAGUUCCUCCAGCUGGAGGAAACACGGGAGAAACUGUCAACCUGGAUGCUCCAUGUGGAGCUCUGCCUCCACCACUGGCCCGGCUAAAGAACGAGGGAAACCUUCUUUUUAAAAAUGGACAGUUUGCUGAUGCACUGGAGAAAUACUCAAAAGCCAUCCAAGGCUUCACAGAUUCAGGGUUGGACAGUCCGGAGGACCUUUCUAUUCUGUAUUCUAACAGAGCGGCGUGUUACCUGAAAGACGGCAACAGUCUGGACUGCAUACAAGACUGCAGCAGAGCUCUGGAGCUGCAGCCGUUCUCCCUCAAACCCCUCCUGCGCCGCGCCAUGGCUUACGAGUCCCUGGAGCGCUACCGAAAGGCUUACGUGGAUUAUAAGACGGUCCUGCAGAUAGACAGCAGCGUGCAGGCGGCACUCGACAGUGUCAACAGGAUCACCAGGCUGCUGAUCGAGCAGGAUGGACCCGAGUGGAGAGAGAAGCUUCCGGAGAUUCCCGCAGUGCCUCUUUCAGCUCAGCGGCACCGCAGAGAGGAGCCGGCCAGCGCACACGUCCUCCAGGCCCAAACAGAAAAAAACACCAGAGAUGCAGAGAGGAAAGCAGAAGUGCGUUUUGCAGCUUUGAAGCAAGAAGGGAACAAUUUUGUGAAGACGAGUCGAUACGAGGACGCUGUGAGGAAGUACAACGAAUGCCUUAAACUCAAAGCAGAAGAAUGUGCAAUCUACACCAACAGAGCGCUGUGCUACCUGAAGCUGGAGAGGUUUACGGAGGCCAAGGAGGACUGUGACGCAGCUCUCAGCCUGGAGCCAACCAAUAAGAAGGCCUUUUACAGACGAGCCCUGGCCCAUAAAGGCCUGAAGGACUACGCGGCCUGCAGCUCCGACCUGCAGGAGGUGCUGCGGCAGGAUCCAAACGUGCAGGAGGCAGAGAGGGAGCUGGAGGAGGUGAUGCUGCUGCUCAGACAGAGCCUCACAAAGUCCAGAAAGGUCGUCCCCGUCACAGAGAUUGAAGGGGAGGAGGAAUCGACCGCCGUCCUAAACUCGGACAGCGGCUGCACGACAGACGGCAUCACCAUCAACUUCCAGCCGACCAACGCCUAUGAGUUUGGCCAGGUUCUGAACGCUGCUCGCUGCAGGGGCGACACGGCAGCCUGUGCUGAUCUUUUGGCCUCCACUGCACCAGAGAUGCUCCCUCGGUUCCUGAGCACCCAGAUGGAUGGACAUACUGUUGGCUUCAUCGUGCAGGCGCUGGACAGCCACCUCCUGCAGAAAGACCCCAACCUGGUGUACCAGCACCUCAACCACCUGCACACCACCAACAGGUUCUCGGUUGCACUGAUGCUGUUGGAGAAGGACGAGCGGCACCACGUGAGCCGGCUGUUUGAUCGCCUGUCUGCAGUGGAGAGCACAGAGUUCAGUCAGAACGACGUGCACAACCUGGCCAACAAAUACAUCUGAGCGCCCUGCACGAGUCGCAGCACCACUAUGCAAAAUGCUGCACGAGAACUGAGUGGGAGAGGGGCAUUCACCCAACACUGUGGAACUGUUUGUAAUGCAUUGCUCUAUGUAUGGCAAUAUGUAAAUGAAAUAUAUUUUUCUCUUUAGAACACC
This is a messenger RNA of Thalassophryne amazonica, 2952 nucleotides long. RefSeq names its product sperm associated antigen 1b (gene spag1b). The record is from RefSeq and is a predicted model, not a curated record. Gene Ontology annotation, cellular component: cytosol; mitochondrion. Lineage: Eukaryota; Metazoa; Chordata; Actinopteri; Batrachoidiformes; Batrachoididae. Bases 1 to 2799 code for a protein of 932 amino acids. Gene Ontology annotation, molecular function: heat shock protein binding. The transcript is spliced from 18 exons.